Epinephelus fuscoguttatus (brown-marbled grouper) is the source of this 3057-nucleotide messenger RNA. RefSeq lists its product as uncharacterized. NCBI's taxonomy places the organism in Eukaryota, Metazoa, Chordata, Actinopteri, Perciformes, Serranidae. The record is from RefSeq and is a predicted model, not a curated record. Bases 219 to 2225 code for a protein of 668 amino acids. Gene Ontology annotation, molecular function: GTP binding. The transcript is spliced from 2 exons.
CAGAGGGCAGGCCGUCACCAAACUGACUUUCUACAACUAAAAGUCCAGUGUUUUUGUUUUGGUUGAACUGAGCUGAACACAACAUGUAACUGUAGCUUCAAGAUAACGGGAGCUUGAAUGCACAGAAGACUCGACAUCUUUGACCGAGAGGUGUCAAAUAACACGAAGUCUGUUUUUCCACCAGGGGAUUAGGAAGAGGACAAAAAGAGCCGGUUGAAAUGGGGGGCGAGAAAGAUGAAGACGACUCUGAACCCAGAUGGAAUGAAGAACUCAGGCUGGUCCUCAUUGGAAAGACUGGAUCUGGCAAGAGCGCGUCUGGAAACACCAUCCUGGGCCGGAGGCAGUUCCUGUCACAGAUCAGCGCUAGCUCUGUCACCCAGAUUUGCCAGCUUGGGAGCACUGAGCUCGCACAGGAAGAGGAUGCUAAGAAGGAGGGCCAAACUGUCACACAGAGGAGGAUGAGGAGAAUCACAGUGGUUGACAUGCCAGGGUUUGGGGACACUCACCUCAGCGAGGAGCAGAUUCAUUCAGAGAUAGCUAAAUGUGUGUCUCUCUCUGCCCCUGGGCCACACGCUUUCCUCCUGGUGGUGCCGAUAGGACGAUACACAGCUCAUGAGAACCAGGCUGCCUGCGAGUUGGCCAAGAUAUUCGGAGAGGAUGCAAUCCGUCACCACACAGUGGUUCUUUUUACCAGGGGUGAUGAGCUAGAGGGCAUGGGGUUUGAAGAUUACCUGAGAGAGACUGCACCUGCUGGGCUUAAGGCACUGAUUGACAGGUGUGGGGGCAGGUACCAUGUACUCAACAACAAGGACCCCAGUAACUCAGUGCAGGUUAAAGAGCUCCUAAUGAAGGUGGAAAAGAUGGCAAAGCAAACUAAACAUGGGUUUUAUACUAAUGCCAUGUAUUUAGAAGCAGAGGCUGCCAUCAGGGAGGAGCAGAAAAGGAUGUUGAGGGAGCGAGGGGAAGCAGAGGGGGAAGAACAGGGGGGGAACAAUAACAGUAGCGGCAUGGGAGAACAGGCUAAACUUGCAAAGCGAAGGAAGUGUGACUUGGAGUCUAAUGGAGCAGAAAGCACCAAUGGUGGAUCACAGGGGGUCAGGAGGAGGGAGUUGGAGAGAGGAAAUGAUGAGGAUUUUAGGAUGGAGAGGUGGACAGAGGAAAGCAGAGGGAACGCCUUCAGCUUCCUGAGAGACAGAGUUGAUCAGUGUAGGGACCACUUCAGAGGCAGGCGCAGAGACGGCAGCAGGGCCUUGAGCAGGCGACAGUCUCUCCAUUCAUCCUUUAUUCGCACAAGGAGGGAGGCUGCACUCUCUGCUCAGGUGCUGGAGAGAAUUAAGAUCCUGGUGGCUGCUGGAGCCACAGGCAUGGCCGUGGGGGCAGUGUUUGGGGCAGCUGCUCCUUUAGCAGCUGCAGCCGGGGCAUCUUUUGUGGGGAACUCAGUUGGUUUUGCAGCAGGUCAGUUAGCUGGGAUGUCUGUAGCGGGAGGCACAGGUGUUGGGAAGGCUGUGGGGGCCAUAGUGGCAGCAGCCACAGGUAAAACCGCAGUUGCUCUGGGGGCAGCAACAGGUGGAGUACUGGGUGGCUCUGUUGGAGCCAUCGCUGGUGCUGAAGCUUCCAGUCCUAAGGAGGGUGCUCUGGAUGCUCUGGGGCAGGUUAGUGCCAUAGGCGCCUCUGCUGUGGGAGUGGCAGCAGGUGUGGGAGGCGCCAUGGGAGCUGGAGCUGCUUUAGGUGCAGCUCUGGAGGGAGCGGCUUUCAGCACAGGAGCCGUCUGUGGAGCUGCAUCAGUAGGGGCAGCAGGUGUAGCCAAUGCUACUGUGGCUCAGAGUAGUUUAGCCUCAGCAGCAGGGCAGCACGCAGUGGCCACUGUAGGGAGUGUGGCUGCAGGUGCUGGGGCGCCUCAGUGUGCUGCAACCGGAGCCGCCUUGGCUCAGGAGGUGGUUGCGAAUGUCCCAGUGGCUGCAGGGUCCUCUGGUGCUGUAUGUGGCUUAACAGGGCCCAGUGGGGCGUCAGUGGCCAGCAGGGUUGUGUCAGACCCCUGGGGCACUGUGACAGCAACGACACGCAUCCUGACUGCAGUGGCUGAGAUAGGAAAGGCUGCAGCAGGCAUUGUCCUAGCUGGAGGUCUUGUUGUGAAGAUAGUAAAGGAAAAAGUCAGAUGUGGCACAGGGACAACAGAAGCCAGUUACACAGAGAAGAAGUCAUAUGAGGUCUACUGGAAUAAAUAAAAAUAGACCAAGAUUUUUUCCUUCACUCCACAUUAGCUUCUUUCAGUGAGAGAUAUUGCUUUGCCACAGAAAUGCAAACAUCUCAAAGAUACAAUCACAAGUUAUAACAGAUAAGAGUGCAGAAAUUGUAAUUGCAAAUAUUGGUUGUAACUGUUUGAGUCUGGUGAAUGAGUUCAGUGACAUUUGCAGUGCUGUGGGGGAUGGCUAAUAAAGACAAACACGUUUUUAUCUCUCUCAAUUUUUUAUAAGGUUGUAACUCAUCUCCCGACUGGUUGGUUGUGAAGCAGACCUGAUGUCUUCAUACACAUUUAAAAAAAAAAAGAGUAAAUAAAAAGAGAUAUUUGCUUCAGGAAACCGGGCUGUCAGAUGCUGUCAGAAAUGUCGGUCACACAGUUCAGCUGUGAGAGCUCAGCUGAAUGAAUGAAUUUCACAAGGGUUUAAAAUUUGACUUUUUCCUUUUGGUAUUUUUACAAAAGAAUCGCAGAACUGUACUUAGAAAGUAAGAUAUUUUCUUAAGCAUUUUAUUACAGGGUUUGCUUGGUGAGAUUAAUCUGAUAAAGUAAUUUAUCUUAUUACACUAGUAGGUGUUGAAAAUGAAAAGAAAUUAAGUUCUCAUUUAAAUCCUAAACUGUUUGCACUUACAGAUGACAGUGGGUGGUUUUAUUGCAGUGUGUCACAUCCUGUCAUAUGCGAACCAGACAGUUGCAGUCAUGUAUUAACACUGUAUUUAGCAACCACCAGCACUUGUUUCCAACUUCUGGAAAUGUAACAACAAUUCUUUAGUGUGUUAUCUUUGUUGCAGUGAAAUAAACAAAACCGAAGCAUUCUCCCA